This is a messenger RNA of Engraulis encrasicolus (European anchovy), 6096 nucleotides long. It is a transcript of the gene tjp1b, whose product is annotated as tight junction protein 1b. The transcript has 29 exons. Gene Ontology annotation, molecular function: cell adhesion molecule binding. NCBI's taxonomy places the organism in Eukaryota, Metazoa, Chordata, Actinopteri, Clupeiformes, Engraulidae. The coding region runs from base 441 to 5783 and encodes 1780 amino acids. Gene Ontology annotation, cellular component: bicellular tight junction; plasma membrane. Gene Ontology annotation, biological process: cell-cell adhesion; establishment of endothelial intestinal barrier; positive regulation of blood-brain barrier permeability. The record is from RefSeq and is a predicted model, not a curated record.
CUCUACACUGUGAACACGAGAGCAGAAUCAGUGUGCGCAGCAUCGCACCAAUUUAGCCUCGAUACACAUUUAUUGUGAUGAAGCAGGACAUUCGACCUUGUAUGAGACUGCUUCGACGAUGGACAGAGUCCGUUGAUGUCCCGUUUUUUUCCCACCCCUGGGGAGAUUCAAUGGACUCUUCCAGACAGACAUGUCACGGUUGUUGCUUGGAGAAUUGAAGCGCAUUGGGAGAGAGGCGAAAGGCAUCCUGUGCCUGCCAUUGCAGUGCAGCCUCUUUGGAGCUGAGAGGACGGCACCGACUGCCUACUAUACGGAAUCAAAUAUUCACUUGAUCGGUACGACGAAAGGGAUUUGAUGAAGGAAUACCCGAAGACGCAAUAAACGUACUCGCGUCCAAAGGACUUGUUCUCUUCUCGAAGAGCGGAUCUUGGAGUGCAGUCAUGGAGGAGACCGUGAUCUGGGAGCAACACACGGUGACCCUCCACCGGGCUCCUGGGUUUGGGUUUGGCAUCGCCAUCUCGGGCGGCCGGGACAACCCUCACUUCCAAAGCGGCGAGACCUCCAUCGUCAUCUCCGAUGUCCUGAAGGGCGGCCCAGCCGAGGGCCUGCUGCAAGAGAACGACCGCGUGAUCCUGGUCAACUCUGUCUCCAUGGACAACGUGGAGCAUGCCUACGCAGUGCAGCAGCUCCGCAAGAGUGGCAAGAACGCAAAGAUUACCAUCCGCCGCAAGCGCAAGGUCCAGAUCCCACUGAACCGUCUGGACCACCACCACCGCGAGACGAUGUCGGAGGUGGAGGACGAGGAGGAGGACAGCUACGAGGAGGAGAUCUACGAGGUGCGCAGCGGGCGCAGCGGGCCCAGCUACAGCGGCCGGCGCAGCGGCAGGGGCGGCGACCGGGGCGGCGGCGAGCACCGGGGAGGAGGCGGCGGCGUGGCCUCGCGCCGAGAGCGGGAGCGCUCCCGGGAACACGGCGGCGACCACGACCGCGAGCGCAGCGCCUCACGUGGCUCCCGAGAACGCAGCCUUUCGCCGCGCUCCGACCGGCGCUCCAUCUGCUCCAACCCCCCGCGGCCCGCCAAGGUCACGCUCGUCAAGUCUCGCAAGAAUGAAGCAGAAUAUGGGCUGCGGCUGGCCAGCCACAUCUUCGUGAAGGACAUCUCUCCCGAGAGCCUGGCCGCCCGAGACGGCAACAUCCAGGAGGGAGACGUGGUACUCAAGAUAAAUGGUACAGUGACAGAGAAUCUGUCUCUGAUUGAUGCUAAGAAGCUGAUCGAGAGGUCAAAGGGCAAGCUGAAGAUGGUGGUGCAGAGAGACGAGCGGGCAACGCUGCUCAACAUCCCCGACCUCGACGACAGCAUCCCCUCCGCCAACGCCUCCGACAGAGAUGCAGACAUUUCAGACAUCCACUCGGUGGCGUCGGAGCACUCGCAUCGUUCGCACGAGCGGCGUCGCAGCAGCCGAUCCCGCUCGCCAGACCGCCGCUCCGAGCCCUCCGACCACUCCCGACACUCGCCCCAGCAGAUGAGCAACGGCAGCCACCGGAGUCGUGAGGAGGAGCGUGUAUCUAAGGGGGCGCCCAUCCCCAUGCCCGCCAAGAUGCCCGAAGAACUGACCAAACAGGAGCCGCCCGCACGCGACGACAAACAGCUGCCGCCCCUACCAGAGCCCAAGCCAGUGUACGCUCAGCCUGGCCAGCCUGAUGUAGACCUACCAGUGAGCCCUGCUGAUGCUCCCGUGCAGGGCAGCGCCGCUCACGACGACAGCAUCCUCCGGCCUAGUAUGAAACUGGUGAAGUUCAAGAAGGGUGAGAGUGUGGGGUUGCGCCUGGCUGGAGGAAACGACGUGGGCAUAUUUGUGGCAGGCGUUCUGGAGGACAGCCCCGCAGCUAAAGAGGGCCUCGAGGAGGGAGACCAGAUACUCAGGGUAAAUAACGUGGACUUUGCCAACAUCAUCCGCGAGGAGGCGGUGCUGUUCCUGUUGGACCUGCCCAAAGGAGAGGAGGUCACUAUCCUGGCUCAGAAGAAGAAGGAUGUCUACCGGCGCAUCGUGGAGUCGGACGUGGGCGACUCGUUUUACAUCCGCACGCACUUUGAGUACGAGAAGGAGUCCCCGUACGGCCUGAGCUUCAACAAGGGCGAGGUGUUCCGCGUGGUGGACACGCUGUACAACGGCAAGCUGGGCUCCUGGCUCGCCAUCCGCAUCGGCAAGAGCCACCAGGAGGUGGAGCGAGGAAUCAUACCCAACAAGAACAGAGCGGAGCAGCUGUCUAGUGUGCAGUACACGCUACCCAAGACCCCCGGCGGCGACCGGGCCGACUUCUGGCGCUUCCGGGGCCUGCGCAGCUCCAAGAGGAACCUGAGGAAGAGCAGAGAGGACCUCAGCGCUCAGCCUGUGCAGACCAAGUUCCCCGCCUACGAGAGAGUUGUCCUCAGAGAGGCUGGUUUCCUGCGUCCUGUGGUCAUCUUUGGUCCCAUCGCUGACAUGGCACGGGAGAAGCUCAACAGGGAAGAACCUGACCUCUUCGAGCUCGCCAAGAGUGAGCCUCGCGAUGCAGGCACUGAUCAGCGCAGUUCCGGAAUCAUCCGGCUUCACACCAUCAAGCAGAUCAUCGACCGGGACAAGCAUGCGCUGCUGGACAUCACCCCUAACGCGGUGGACAGGCUGAAUUACGCCCAGUGGUACCCCAUCGUAGUCUUCCUUAACCCCGACAGCAAGCAGGGUGUCAAGAACAUGCGCACACGCCUCUGCCCAGAGUCCCGCAAGAGUGCGCGCAAACUCUACGAGCGAGCGCUCAAGCUGAGGAAGAACAACAGCCACCUCUUCACAACAACCAUCAACUUGAACAACAUGAAUGACGGUUGGUACGGCGCGCUCAAGGAGACCACCCAGCAGCAGCAGAACCAGCUGGUCUGGGUGUCCGAGGGCAAGGCGGACGGAGCGACAGAAGACGACCUGGACAUCCACGAUGACCGUCUGUCGUACCUGUCCGCGCCGGGCAGCGAGUACUCCAUGUACAGCACGGACAGCCGCCACACGUCGGACUACGAGGACACGGACACGGAGGGUGGAGCCUACACCGACCAGGAGCUGGACGAGACGCUGAACGACGAGGCGGGCCCGCCGCCCGAGCCCGCGCUCACUCGCUCCAGCGAGCCCGUCCGCGACGAGCCGCCCGUCAUGCAGGACCCCGCCGCCGGUUACCCCGGCUACCAGCAGCAGCAGCAGCAGCGAGGGCCUACCCCCACCUCUCACAACCCCGCCCCUCACGCCCACGCACAGCAACACACCCCUGAGCCCGCCCCCUCUCCCCACGCCGCCCUGGGCGCCCACUCGCCACAUAUCGACCCAGCAGGCUUCAAGGGGCCCGCGCCGCAGCAGGCGGAGGAAGGGGGGGCCAUGUCCAUGUCCGUGUCCGUCUCGCCGUCUCUCCCCUCUCCCGGCCCCGCCUCCUCCUCGGGGGCCCAGCUGGCCGGCACCACCCCUUCGGAGACCCUAAGCCCCGCCCCCGAGCCCCAGCCCAGCCCUGAGCCCCAAUCACAGCCCAGAACCCCUACUCCUCUCGAGCCACAGGCUCCUCCCAUCGCCCAGCCUCAGAUGUACAAGAAGGAGCUGUACAGUAUGGACGAGACGGUGCGUGUGAACCACAGCAUGAGGCCGGCGUCUCUGCCUGCCCCUCCCGUCCCCCAGGGGGCGCCCUACGGCCAGCAGCCGCCGCACCACCAGCAGCAGCAGCAGCCCUACCGCGACUACGACCAGCAGCCCUACCGCGACUACGAGCCCGCGCCCCCCAAGGCAGAGCAGAGCUACGAGGCGUCCCACCACUACGACCCGCGUUCCGCCGCCCCCCUGUACGCAGAGCAGCAGUGGUCCCCCUACGAGCAGAAGCCGGCCCCUCAGCUGCCCCCACCCCCCUCGUCCUCACCUUACCAGCCUUACGAGGCGCGCUCCCCCUACGAGGACGGCCCCACGCGUGACCGUGACUACAGCCCCCCGCGCGGCCCUCGCUACGGCAAGCCCGCCGGCCCCGCCCACUACGAGGAGCCGCCGCCCCCUCCGCCGCCCGUAGCCUACGAGGCGCGCUCUCCUUACGAGCCCGAACCCCUCAUGCCCCACUCCUACCCCGCGCACUCCCCCGAGCCCCCCAAACAGCACUACCACGGCGGCGAUGCCCCUCCUCGCUCCUCGGCCUACACCCCCUCUGGGGGGCGGCCCUCCUACGGCUCGGACACGGGCCCGCCGCCUCCCCCGCCCAAGCCGGACACGCUAAUGUCGCCCGGGGAGCCGCCGGGGGUCUACGGCAGCACCAAGCCCCUGCCCCCGCCGCCCCCGCCCACCAAGGACGAGCCCGAUGACGACCCUGCCAUGAAGCCGCAGUCGGUGCUCAACCGCGUCAAGAUGUUCGAGAACAAGCGCUCCGUCUCCAUGGACCGCGGAAAAGACGCCGGAGAGCCUCCGAGCGAUUUGCCCAAGCCAGCCAGCACCCCAGGGCCUGUGCUGAAAGCCAACUCCCUCAGCAACCUGGAGCAAGAGAAGACCUCCUACAGAGCCCCUGAGCCCCAGAAGCCUCAGCCUAAAGAGGAGCCGUUGUGGUCCAAUCACGAGGCGGAGGCCGAGGAGGACGAGGAGUACUACAGGAAGCAGCUCUCCUACUUCGACCGACGCAACUUCGACAACAAGGCCCCCACCGGACAACGCUUCCACGAGCCCGUCAGACCCACGCAGCUGGGCUACCCUUACACCAGGGCGGAGUCUGUGGAGAAGAGUGCACCAAUGGACAAGCGGUACGAGUCUCAGAUUAGCCCCACCCCUCCUUCUCAGUACGCUCCACCAGCCCCACCGACAUCGCUCCCCAAGCUCACCCCAACAGACUUGCCCUCUAGCAUCCCUGAGCCCCACAGCUCCCCCAAGACCAAGCCGGACUCGAGGGCACCGCCCGGUGGCGGCCUGGACACGGUACCCAGCAGCUACCUGCCCCCCAAGCCGGUCAACGGCACCGAUAUCAGCAACCCCCCCACGGCCCCCAAGAGCGUGGCGCCACCUACCUCCACCACCGGCUACAACCGCUAUGUGCCCAAGCCCUACACCAGCUCGGCGCGGCCCUUCGAGAGGAAGUUCGAGAGCCCCAAGUUCAACCACAACCUGCUGCCCAGCGAGGGUGUGAGCAAGCCGGUCAUCAGUCCCAGCCCCAGCCCCAGCCCCCCCGCGCCGCCCAAGCCCCAGCUCUCCCCGCAGCCCCCCGAGCACGACAGCGGAGUGGACACCUUCAGCCGCACGCUGGACCAGCGGCACAAACACCCCCACAACAACAAGGCCAUACCCGUCAGUCCCAGUGCGCUGGAGGAGGACGAGGAGGAUGACGGCCACACGGUGGUUGCCACGGCGCGCGGCAUCUUCAACGGCAACGGCGGCGUGCUGAGCUCCAUAGAGACGGGCGUCAGCAUCAUCAUCCCCCAGGGGGCCAUCGCUGACGGCAUAGAGCAGGAGAUCUACUUCAAGGUGUGCAGGGACAACAGCAUCCUCCCACCCCUCGACAAGGAGAAAGGAGAGACGCUCCUGAGCCCCCUGGUGAUGUGCGGUCCUCACGGCCUGAAGUUCCAGAAGCCAGUGGAGCUGCGCCUGCCUCACUGUGCGUCUAUGACCCCUGAUGGUUGGUCUUUUGCUCUCAAAUCCUCCGACUCCUCGUCGGGUGACCCCAAGAGUUGGCAGAACAAGAGCCUGCCUGGCGACCCAAACUACCUGGUGGGGGCCAACUGUGUCUCGGUGCUCAUCGACCACUUCUGAGGCACUCUGCUGACCUCGUUCGUUACACAAUGUGAAUCUACUUUCGAGGGGUGGAUUCAGAUCUGGGGGUUUUGCCCCCCAAGUAUUGACCAUCCUCCCCCCUCCUCCCUCUCCUCCCUCCCCUCCUCUUCUCACCCGGUCCAUGGGGUCAGCAGGUGGGAGGACAGGCCGACCAACUUAACCCCCUCCUCUCCUCUCUCCCCUCCAUCCUUCCUUCCUUCCUUCCUUCCUUCCUUUUGUGCUCAUUGAAGAAGACACACACACACACACACACACACACACACACACACACACACACACACACACACACACA